CCGUAUUCUUGGAAGGAUUGGAACUCUUCAUGAUAUUGAAAACAAAUUUAGUGUAUGGUGGAAAUUUGGAAGGAAAGUGGGUAAACACUGGAACACGUGUGACGAGAAAUGGAGAAAGAGAAGAAUGCAGAAAUUAGUUAUAAACGAAAUGAAGAACAGAAGAAGGAUUGGAAGAAAAUACAUGAAGAAAGAAAGGCACAGAAAAGGAAAUGGAAGGAGGAAAAGCUGCUGAAGAAGAUGGAGAAGGAAGCCAAGCGACAGAAAGAGCAGGAAGAUCUAAAUCUGGAAAAUGCUUCAGAGAAAAAAGGGGGACGACUGCACACCCUGUCCAUAGCGCUGCCCGGGUCUAUACUGGACAAUGCACAAUCACCAGAACUGAGAACUUAUCUAGCAGGGCAGAUUGCAAGAGCAGCAGUCAUCUUCAACAUUGAUGAGAUUAUUAUCUUUGACGAGGUAUUCUCCAAGGAAUCCUCCGUGGAGGGUCAAUUCCAGGGAAUUGGUAAAAAAGGCCAGGCUAAUAUCCAGAUGGCCCGCAUUCUCCAGUAUCUGGAGUGUCCGCAGUACCUCAGGAAAUCGUUCUUCCCGCAUCACAAGGAUCUCCAGUAUGCAGGGAUAUUGAACCCCCUAGACAGCCCCCACCACAUGAGAGCGGAGGACGAGCUACCUUACAGAGAGGGAGUGGUGCUGAAUAAACCUGUCAAGGCAGGGAGAGGGUCACUGGUCAAUUGUGGACUAGGCAAGCAAGAUGUACAAAUAGACAAACUUCUACAGCCCGGAGUUCGAGUGACCGUCAGAAUUAACCAAUACGAUCCCUCUAGGAGGAUACUGAAGGGGCGCGUUGUGUCUCCAUCUGCUCCCCGGGAAGACAUGGGCCUAUAUUGGGGAUACUCAGUCAGGCUGGCGAAAAGUCUCGGAACAGUGUUUACAGAGAGCCCUUACGAGGAAGGCUACGACUUUACCAUUGGUACGUCUGAGAAGGGUGACAGUGUUGACACAGUUAAAAUAGAUAAGACAGAUUUCAGGCAUGCACUGAUUGUGUUUGGUGGCGUACAGGGACUUGAGGCUAGUUUGGAAUCGGAUGAAGCUUUGGGAAUGGACGAUCCAAGCCUGUUGUUUCAGUAUUAUGUGAACACGUGUCCUCACCAGGGCAGUAGGACGAUUCGAACUGAGGAGGCCAUUCUUAUUAGCCUUGCAUCCCUCCGAACACAAUUACAAGGCAAAUGGACGCCACAAUAAUAAUCCGUGUACAUUGUAUUUGAGUAUGAAAAUUAUAUUGAAUGUAUUGGCAGCUAAAAAGGACAGUUGUGACUGUCAAAUGAUGCAGAAAAAAAAUUAAUUCAUAUAAAAUAUAUUUAAAAGUACAUUUGCAUUGGGGUAUAUCCUCUUCCAAUUCAUGUAAUAUUAACAUGUCUAGACUGUCUCUGCUUCCGUAGUCAACACACGAAUUACAACAUGAAAAGUUUUCAUUGUUUAUUGGACAUUAAACAUUAUGUAUCAAAAAGUUUGUAAAUGUAUAAUAAAGCAACAAUUUUUCUCAACACGGAAAAAUAACAAAAAUAAAUCACACAUUCCACAAGCAGUCAAUCUAACCCUUACUCCGAUUCAGUCGCAUCAGAUUUUGUAUUCAGGCAGUGAAUUCCUAGUUUUGGUGAGAAAAAAUAAGGUUUUAUCAAUAGACAAUGGAUUUUGAUUCGCUCUUGCUUUUGCAAGUUUUGCACCUAAUAAAAAAUCCAAGUUUUCACUGUAUGUACAUGUAUAAUAGGAGAAUUGGUUGAUUCAAACAAUGUUAAAAAACAUCAUACCAAACAGUAUACAGAAAAUUUGUAUUUAAAACAAAGAAAAAUAUUAAUUCCUACAAUCUACAUUUUGUAAAUAUAUUUAUCAGAUUAAGAUAUUUUAGUGUAAAAAAAACCCACAUUACUAUCUUUGAAGAAAGAAAUUAAACCUAAUAUCAUGCUUUCCAUUUCACCAGUACAUUCUUUUAAACAGCAUUGUGUGUUGGAGAUCAAUGAAAAGUUUAGAGCAAAUCAAGAAAAUCUUUCCUGGUAAGAAUGAAAGCACUUUGUUUAAGAACUUGCAUAGAAGUUCUGAAAGGAAAAUGAUAUUGUGAAAUGGUGAUGUUUUUUUGGCACUGUACUAUUGCAUUUGUUGUUGCAAUAUCUUCUGCUGAAUGUUGAAUGAAAUUAUGAUGGGUCAGAACGGAAGACAAAAAUGACGAGGAAACGAGAGCUACUGUUAGUAUAUCUGAACUACUGCUAAAGGUCAGCGGGGUCAUGCACGAGUGAAUCUGUCAAUGCAAUAUCUAAUAACAUUAAUUAGCAAGUUCUAUCAAUAUACAUUCUUUAUUAAAAGUGUAUUACAAAAUGGUAAUUCUGUAUUUGAAAUUCAAUUAUUCCAUGAAUCAUUGCAACACAAUAGCAAUACCGAUUAAGAAGAGAGAAGGAGAGAUGUGUGUAUGGGUUGCAUCUCACUAAAUUAUACUAUGCAAUUUUCUCGUAAAUGGUUCUGCAGUAAUUUGACAACAAAGUUUGGGUGUAGAAAUCCAAUAGGGGCAGGGUAUUGUACAUAUAUCACUAUUUCAGUGUAUUUGUAAAAUCAAAGAUGUACUGACUAUUUGGCAUGUCAUGUUUAAUAUCUACUUUGUUCUAUGAUUAAGAAUUUUGUGUUGUAGCACAAAACAUAAAGUAAUAAUUUUGCUUUCAACAUCAAAGGUGCUAAAAUAUAAAUCCUGUUUAAAGAAUGGGUUCUUGUCAUCAAUCAGACAGAUAUUAAGAAUAUAUGCCCUAAACUGUAUAUGCAUCCUCUUGAGUUUUGAACGAUGUGGGUCAUGGAGCCUCAUGACUCUUUUUUACUGACACUUAUAACAUUUAAUGCUAAAAUUGGGUCUGGGGAAAUUGAAUUUUAGGGGCCUAUAUUUUUGGUAAAUCAACUGUGCAGUAAAAUAUCACUGGAACAUCCUCUCAUUUGAAAAAUUUGGAAGUAAUGACUUAUUGGGACAAAAUCAAAUCAAGAAAAGAUUUCCCGUACUAUGGUAAGAAAUCGUAAUUGACAAAAGUGACAGAGUAUAGUAAAAUGUUUGAUAUCUUGAACCUGCUACCCCUCUAGAGGCUAUUUAAAAUGCCCUACCCAUAAUAUUAUCCAAAGAAAAAGAUCUAGAAAAUCAUUUUACCUUUCUUAAAUGAUCCAUUACCCCUUCUUUAUUUUAAUAUACUGUUGUUGUUAAAUAAAAACUUCCAAAAACAGUAGUACGGAAACAAUCUAAAUUUAUCAGAGGAAAUUCGGUCUACCUUAUAUAUAUCUUGUUUGCCAAUGUUUAUUCAUUCUGCUAUGCAAACAGACAUGUUCAUGCAUAGUGAUUAUGCUGCAAAUUAAAAUAAAUUUUAAAUGAAACACAAUUAUAUUUAAGUCAUAUCUGCUGUAAUGGAAUUUCAAGUUAUUAGGGCAACCUUGACGCAAAAACCAAGACCCACAACACCUACUUUUCUGGGUCUCAAAAGAAUGUAUACAUUCUACAGUUGUCGCAUAAAAAUAUAUCUCAGUGCGUUCAAUCGAUGUGAAAAGAAUCCAUUCCUUAAUAGGUACACAGAUGGCACAACUUUGAACUCCUUGGUUGUGAAACAUAAGUUAUCAUAUUACUAGGAACACCAUAAAAUUAACUUUUCUAUCACUAGGUAUUCAUACUAAUUGUGUUCUUAAUUCAUAAUUCAUGAUUUCAAUAAAAUAUCACAGUUCCUGUGAAUUAAAAUGGGGGUCAAAUUAUUCAUGAUGUGAGUAUAUAUGUUACAAAAUAAAUAAAUGUAAAAUGUA
Molecule: messenger RNA, 3807 nt
Organism: Ostrea edulis (European flat oyster)
Lineage: Eukaryota; Metazoa; Mollusca; Bivalvia; Ostreida; Ostreidae
Product: putative methyltransferase C9orf114 homolog
Exons: 4
Coding region: 109-1236 (375 amino acids)
Source: RefSeq, a predicted model, not a curated record